AUGAACUCGAGCGAUAUGAACUCGGGCGAUAUGAACUCGAGCGACACUGGAAAAACAGUGCCAACGACGCAGCCUCCACCCUUCCGACUUUCCGACUUGCCUACUGAGCUUCAGCUGAUCAUAUUCGAAUAUGCCGUCAGCACGGACGAGAACCUGUUGGUCAACCUUCCGUGCGCCAGCUAUUAUGGCACCUUCCCCGAUGACAACUGCACGGUUGAGGAAAUGUUGAAGGUUCAAGCACUGCAGUCACCCCAGCAACCAGCUUUAACGCGCACAUGCCAGAGCAUCCGCAGCGUUACAAUCCCCAUGUUCUACAAGCUCAACAACUUUGGGUCUUGCUACUGCUACAAGGAUUUCAUGCAGCUCGCCUGUGGCUGGCUGCGGGCAAUUGGUUGGAAGAACCGCGCGAUGAUGAAAUCAUUCACCUUCUUUAGCAAUGACGAUGGCAUGGGUGGUACUUACCCUUACCUUUACCGCCUUGUCGAUGAUAAAGACCUCAAGGCGUUGCUACGGAGCACUGCUUGUCGUGACAUGGGCGGCAUGAUCGUCAGCACCUAUUCUGUGGGCAAUUGCGCGCACGCAGUGAAAUUCCCGCUGGAAGAAGAGGAUCCAAUGGACGGACUCGAGCUCGAUCUACUGUUUGGGAGCACCGCAGAUGAAGGAGUUACGGGCUAG
Molecule: messenger RNA, 675 nt
Organism: Ramularia collo-cygni
Lineage: Eukaryota; Fungi; Ascomycota; Dothideomycetes; Mycosphaerellales; Mycosphaerellaceae
Exons: 2
Coding region: 1-675 (224 amino acids)
Source: RefSeq, a predicted model, not a curated record